UUUGAUCAUGUCUUCUCCGCUCCUCCUCUUGUUCAAAUGUCCACGUCUUAUCUCCUGAUAAGACAGACUGAACCUCUAGCUAUUCUGCACAUGCUCAGUUUGUUGCGUAUUGCUAAAGAGUGCAUGCAAUCAGCACAGGGUAAAUCAGCAUUGUACAGAUAGAGGUCAGGGGUUUUGCAUCCUCCUAGAGCAGAAAGAAAACUCCUCCUACAAGCUUUAACCAGUGCCCUGCUGACCACUGAUAGAAGUCACAAGAUUGCUCUAACUGCGAUGAGAAAAGGUAUUUAGCAGUUUAUAUUUAUUAA
Staurois parvus is the source of this 305-nucleotide messenger RNA. NCBI's taxonomy places the organism in Eukaryota, Metazoa, Chordata, Amphibia, Anura, Ranidae. The record is from the annotation of a GenBank genome assembly.